Messenger RNA from Centrocercus urophasianus (Greater sage-grouse), 4258 nucleotides. RefSeq names its product estrogen receptor binding site associated antigen 9 (gene EBAG9). The record is from RefSeq and is a predicted model, not a curated record. Lineage: Eukaryota; Metazoa; Chordata; Aves; Galliformes; Phasianidae. The coding region runs from base 3163 to 3852 and encodes 229 amino acids. Gene Ontology annotation, cellular component: secretory granule. The transcript is spliced from 7 exons.
UUUCUUUGGUUUCUGCUUCUCUCUCUAUUGCCAUAGUAGCAUGGCUACAAGAUUGAGUCAUGUUGCCAUAUAAUCAAUCAAUUUAUCUGAAAAGGUAAAGUCAUUGUUUUCCCUUCUGCGUUGGUGUUCCUAAUAUUAUGUUUCUGUAUAAAGCAAUUAAAAAAAAAAAAAAUUGGCCUGGAAGAGAGGAGUGGAACCUCUUCAAUAGGUUACAGGGUCAUGGUUACUCUCUGAAAUGCAGAUCCUGGUAGUGACUUUCAGUACCUGACUGAAUGCCUUUUUUAAAAAAUACACUGUGCAUCUCGUACUUUACACAGUUUGGAGGAGGCCUUUGUGCUUGAAAAUAAACUUUGUUUUUUUAAGUUCUGUCUACAAAUCUUGAGAUUCCUUCUCCCUGUAAACCUACUUGAUCAUCUUUGGACUGGUGUGGUGAUACUGUUUAAGAUUUUAUACAACAUGGGCUUUUAGAGGUACUAUCCUUGCCACUGAAGCUGCACAAAUCAUGUGGUGCUUAUUUGAUUUCUACUGGUUGGUUGUUUUACUGAAAGCAUUCUGGUUCUGUGAUGCCCUUGUUUUGAUACUGACACCUGUGAGCACUCAAGGGCAUGUUAGUCUUUUGUAUGAGGAAAUGGUUGUGUUUUGCUUAAGGAGGGUGAAGUUUUUUUUGUGGUUAUUCAUGAGGUUAUGCAGUUGGUGGAGGAAACGUUCGGUUUCAGUGAAGUUAUUUUUAAUUUAGUUUAGACUCUUUCCCUUGGCUAAUUAUCUGUAUUUAGUGCAAGUAAAUGCUGCUGUUUCCAAGCUGUCUUCAUUCCAGAGUCACAGAUGAGCUGAUAUGAAAGAAAGCGCAAUCUACUCACAAAGCAAUGAUAACUCCCAUUCUGGCCAUCUUGAAACCUGUUCUCGAACUCCUCUACCAAAACAGAAGGCACAGCUGCAUGUUUUUUUGCUGUUCACAGUACUGUGCUUAGCCAGUGUGUCAAAAGCCAUAAAUUUAUUUGCCAUCACUUGAGUUAGUGCUGUGCCCUGUGUCCCAGUUCCAGCCCAGGUGUGUUCCUGGCUCACCAGUGUUCCAUUGGUGCUGAGGGCCUGGCUCUGGUGGGAAGAGCUGCCGCCAUGAUAAUGUGAGCAGGGGGCUGCUGCAGUGUGAGUGGUGCUGGGCUGCAGGCAGCCCAUAGCCCACAGCUUGGACGUGCCUGGUUUAAGUAGUAUUCGUGUGUGUAAGUAGGUAUAAAAGAGGAAAUGCUACUGCAAGCAACAAGGUGCUUGUUUUAUAGUGAUGGCCGAUGAGAAACUUGUUUACUGUGCUUUGGUUGCCUAAUGGCUGGGCUGUGUGUGCCAUGCUGCAGGCAGCCUCCUGGCUGCUGUCAGUGCUGCCUGUGCUGAAAGCAAUAGGUGAUGUAGAAAUGUUUCAGUUGAGUAAAUUUCUGGGCUUUCUCUCCCUUCACUGUAUUAGUUUUAUGGAUCCAUAAACUGUUUUCAGGGAUUAGUUGCCCUGUGCUUCUGACUUGCCUCUAAUGUGUUUAACGUCUUGCUACCAUGGUUAAAUCUUUUCAGUGCACGCCUUCCAUGUGAACAGUUGCUGUAACUUUUUACCAGUAGAAGGCAGCAUGAGCUAUAUGAGUCAAACUCCUGCUAAAUUGGGGAACUUCUACAAAACUGUUGCACUGGCUGCUAAUAUUAAUUAGGAUUCAUGGUUUAAUUAAUAUCUUUUUUUAUUGGAGCUCAGAAGUUCAGUUACCAGUAAGCCUUCUAAAUGUUACACAUCAGAAGCAAUCUUGAUAAUGGGAGGAGGAAAGCUCUAUCCCAUUUUACCAAUGGGAAGCUGAAGCGUGAGGUGUGAAAUGCACAAAGCUGUGUCAGGCUGACAACUCAACCAGAUCUUCUGAAUUUUAGUUCAGUGUUUUACCUCUGCCUCCGUCUAUUAAGAAAUGUUCCAGGAUUCUUGCUGGAGUGCUGCCAGUCUGUGUUCUUUCUUUGUGCUGUACGUGGCUUUCUAUCUUUCCAGUACUGGAGUAAGACUGACAGCAGAAAGAAUGAACACUUUUGUUUUACUUAUGAGUCUAAUGUCAUUGUAUCAGAUGUAUUCAGUUUGCACCAAGCUCAGAAAAUACAAAGAUUCUUUGUACCUUUGUGUUUGUUCGGUUGUGUCUGAAUAUGAAAUGAUUGCUCUUUUAAUUUUAGGCAGUGCUUAGAACAAUAAUGCAGAUGCCCUAAGUGCUAUUUUAGAUGCCUGGGUGUAAUGCUCUACUUGUCCUAAUCUGUAACCAAGUGGUUGGUUUAAGAAUCAUUUUACAUAGCUUUUGACAUAUAGCUGUAAUUAAUUCAUAUAUACCACUUCAUAUCUUAAUUAGCCAUAUAAAGUCUACACACAUUGAUGAAAGUACUUUUUAAAGUUGAAUGAAAUCGCUGUGUCUAGUUCUUCCUUCUUGUUGCCAAAACUGGGAGUCUGAUAACUUCCAGUGUUGCGGGAUUUAACUGGGGCAGCUGCAAUUAAAGUUUAGAGAAGAGGAAGGCAAAUGGUACUUUCUGUCUUGAAGGGCUUGGUGCUGCCAUAGUUGAAGUGAAAUGCAGCUCAGACAUGAAGGCAGCACAUGGUUGUGUCUCCUGCUCAUUCAGCACAGCUGAUGAUCGCUGUGGUAUCCUGCUGAACAGACAUGUGGGUGAUAUUGGAAGCCUGUUCAUUCAUGAGUAGAAAUGCUCUGGGAAAAAUGCAUUGAUUUAUGAUGACUAAUUCUUGUCAGCAGUCAACUUUUUUCUGAGCUACGGCUUGGUAGUAUGGCCUGUAAUUUAGUGGUUACUCAGAUGCUUCAGCCUUCUGUUCUACAGUAAAAGGGCCCAUUUAUUUGGUAGCAACCCUGUAUAAUUUUUCAGCAGCAAUAAUUCCUUCUCUGUGCUGUAUGUACCAUAUUACUACAGUGUUUAGUACUAGUUAAGACACCUAGCAAAUGAGCACCAAUAAAGUAAAUCUAAGCUCUGUGUAGCUCACAAAACCAUUAUGUACUUUUUAAUAAAAUCCUCAGGGCAAUAUUGGAGCAGCCUACCUAAUGAUCCACCUUCCUGACUCUUCCUAACAUAAAGCCUGGAAUAAUAAAAGUGAUUUAAAUGCCAUAGCAUAUUUGAAAUCAAGCUGUUCUUCCAUGGAAUACUCAUGGCCUGAGGAAAAUGUCACAGGCUGCCUUCUCUACUCACCAGGAGGAAGGGUUUCUCACCAUGGCCAUAACACAGUUUCGGCUCUUUAAAAUCUGUACUUGCCUGGCAGCUCUGCUUUCUUUUAUUAAAAAGUUAAUAUGCAGGUCUGGAAGAGGGCGAAAGUUAAGUGGAGACCAAAUAACUUUGCCAACAACAGUGGAUUAUUCAUCUGUUCCCAAACAGCCAGAAGUAGAAGACUGGUCUUCAUGGGAUGAAGAUGCACCUACCAGUGUGAAGAUUGAAGGUGGCAAUGGUAACGUGGCAGCUCAGCAAAAUGCUGUGGAACAAAUGGAACCCGAUUAUUUUAAAGAUAUGGCACCAACUAUAAGAAAAACUCAAAAAAUAGUUAUUAAAAAACGAGAGCCUUUAACUUUUGGAGUUCCGGAAGGAAACGCAGGAUUCUCUAGCAGAUUAGCAGCUACACAAGAUAUUCCUUUUAUUCACCAGUCUCCUGAAUUGGGAGAUUUGGAUACUUGGCAAGAAAAUACUAAUGCCUGGGAAGAAGAGGAAGAUGCUGCCUGGCAGGCGGAAGAAGUUCUUAGACAACAGAAGUUAGCAGAAAGGGAAAAAAGAGCAGCAGAACAACAACGAAAGAAAAUGGAGAAAGAGGCCCAGAGGUUAAUGAAAAAGGAACAGAACAAAAUUGGUGUAAAACUCUCCUAACAGUAACCAGGCAUCGGUGGAAGGAUUCCACUUCUACAACAUGCAUACUGGUAUUAAUUUAAGUAUUUCCAGGACUUCAAGUCGCUGCUUCGUUUCAGUGCAUUCUUCAAGUCAUCUUGGAAGCCAGAAUUCUCCCCAAAUAUCUUGAACUACUAAUAGGUAGUUCUUCAAGGGAAAAAAACAAACCCAAAACCAUACAAAAUCAUGCCUUGAUGGAAUGAAAUUUCCUACAAUAAUUCUAUUCCAGUACCCUUCUUUGCAGCAAACAUGAUUGAGCAAAAGUGAUUGAGAGACACUCUUAAUGAACAGCUCCAGCUGAGGGAAAAGAAUGUAAAUAUUCUGUGGUGGGGAAUCUACUGUAUUGUCUGUGCUUACCUGAAACAUGUAAUUAAACAGUUUUAAAUAA